AUACUACUCGACCGUGCUUGUUUAUAGCCUCCUCUUGACGGGCAAGCGUUUGACUGGCGCCUAACGGAGCGACAUGUCCUUCGUUCACGUGGGAGGCACUUUCCGAGAAGUUGCCAUGAAGGUGAUGCAAGAACAAGAAGAAGACAACGCCUUUUAUGUGUGUGACCUGCGGGAGCUGAAGAACAGAGUGCGCCUCUGGCGGCAGGAGCUGCCGCGGGUGGUUCCACAUUUCGCCAUAAAGGCUUGCACAGAUCCCGUCGUCCUGCAAACUCUAGCAUACGAAGAAGUGAACUUCGACUGUUCAAAUAAGUGGGAAAUCGAGGUGCUUGUCAGCGCUGGCAUUGACGUCACUCGGAUUAUUUACGCCAACCCCGCCAAGCAGACAUCUCAUCUCGAGUUUGCCAAAAACGUUGGAGUCACUUUGAUGACCUUCGACUGCGCGGAAGAACUGGAGAAGAUUUCAGACAAGAAGGCCAGGCUUCUGCUAAGGAUCAGAGUUCAAGGGGACACAAUCGAAUCCAAGAUGGCCUCAAAGUUUGGAUGUUCGCUAGAAGAAGCCGCAUCUCUGCUACGCACUGCUAUAAGUUUGGGCCUGUCUGUGAUUGGCGUUGCGUUUCAUGUUGGCGCCAUUGAUUACAGUCCUGAAGCUUUUACACUCGCUAUCGCUCAAGCUCGAGGAGUCUUCGACAUUGCUAACGAGUUAGGAAGGGAGAUGAGCGUGCUUGAUAUCGGCGGAGGAUUCCCGGGUGGCAUCCGAAAACGAGAUUCCUUUGAGAAGGUAUGCCAGGCCGUGAGAUAUGCUCUAGACCUGCACUUUCCAGAAUCCAGCGGCAUAAGCGUCAUAGCCGAGCCCGGUCAGUACAUGGUCACGGCGCCCUACACUAUGGCAGCCAAGGUGAUCGCCAAGCGGACCCGGCAAACCAGCAUCGACGGUGCUCUUUGUUAUCACCACGAUGUCUACUUGAACGCAAGUAAAGAGAAUUGCGUUCCACGAGAAAUGUACACCUUCUUGGACAUCGGUUACCAGCCGCUCAAUCCGCCUUACUACCGUGCCCGUAAACACUUGACCACGUUGUGGGGCGCCACGUGUCACCCUUUGGACAUGCUUGAGGACUGCGUGCCAUUCUUCGAGGUUUCCGUGGGCGAGUGGCUGGCAAUCGACAACGUGGGCGCCUACGGAAUGGUCAAAGCGAACGGCUUCAACGGCACCGGCUUCCCGCCGGUUCACUACAUAACCCAUGCGGAGGACGCACCGCGUGUCGCCCAUUUUCUAGAAGCCUCUCCGCUCACACCUGGCUACAGUCAACCCCUGCAGGCCAUGAAAAAAAAGCUCCUCUAGGGGAAUAACCCCAGCGUUACUGAGUCGCGCAUCCUGAGAGACAAGCGGUGGAGGCAGCACAUUCCAACGUUAUCUUCGAUGCCAGCAACGAAAUUGCGUUUUCGUCUCAGAUAAAUUUCUGUAGCAUCGAAACACAGAAUAAGAACUCCUAAUCGUCGGCGCUUACUUAUUAUCGUAUGAAGCUGCGAACUUAGGUAGUUUAUUUAAUUCUACAAGCUCCUUGUAAGACAUUAUGAAGUUGUAGGUGUCCUGGUUCCCAUUCAGACACUACAUCCCAAAUGACCAGUGUAAUAAAGAGAAAUCUUG
This is a messenger RNA of Dermacentor andersoni, 1645 nucleotides long. RefSeq names its product ornithine decarboxylase-like. The record is from RefSeq and is a predicted model, not a curated record. Lineage: Eukaryota; Metazoa; Arthropoda; Arachnida; Ixodida; Ixodidae. Gene Ontology annotation, cellular component: cytoplasm. Gene Ontology annotation, molecular function: ornithine decarboxylase activity.